AAAUAAUUUUAAAAAAUUCACGAAUAUUUUUUACGCGAUAAAUCCUUUAAAUUGUUAUUGAUUUGGCCUUGACAUGAAAUUGUAUAUGGAUAUUAGUUUCGUUAUAUUAAAUGCGAUAUUGCCUUGUUUACUUAAACCUCAAUCACUCUUUUCAGACGCAUUAAAGUCAUCUGGCGCGCCAUCUCAUGACAAGCAAUUUCUAGAAAUUUAAUGUUCCUUCUAGUUAUUAUGAAUGUGGCAGAUUUCAGUAUUUGGGAGUUUUCAAUAAUGCAUAACAUCCUCUAUUAAAUGCUAUUACUGCUUUCCGAAAUAUUUAUAGUCGACAUGCCAUCUUCUAAAAUUUUGGAAUAAUAUGAUUGACAAAUUUUCAACAUAAAAACAAGUAUGAGCUGGUUUGACACAGCAGGAAUUGCUAGUUUUGCUAAAUCGGCACUGACCACAGCUCAAAAAACUAUUGACAAAGCACUUGAUAUUCAAGAGGAAACAGCACCUAAAACUGAUAAAAGACAUACUGAUUCUGAGAGUUUUUUUGAAGCAUUUGGUUUAAAUGAUAAGCCCUCAACUUCUACAUCUUCUUCAAAACAAUCCAAACCUCAAACUAAACCUCCUGAGCAAUCAAUUCAUGAAAGUGGUAUUCCAGUGCAGGGUUCAGGUUUUUGGACUGACACAUGGGGAUCAUUUUUUGAAAUCAAAGGGCAAGGUGCUUUGAAAUCUGAAUCAAAACCUGCUGAAACUAUUAAAAAGGACAUUUCAAAUGACUCUAAACAUAGAAAAGAAGGUACAGUCUUAUCACAACCUCACAGAGCUAGUCUUUUUCCUGCCGAACCUCCAGUUGCUCAAUCAUCAAAUGAUACACAAGAUAAAUUAGAGGAAUUAAAUAAAUCGCUACAGUCUGAUAGUUUGCCCGAUGCUAAUGCGCAAAAAGCAUAUAAUAUUGAAGAGUCUUCUGAUAAACCCUCAACUGUUCAAAAUGAUUCUAGCAGUGAGGAAGCUAGUAAAACUCUUGUUAUUGAACAACCAUCUCCAGAAACAGUUUUAGAUUUUAAAGAUUCUAAUGAUAUACCUCCAGUUACUCAAUCAUCUACUGAAAUUUUCAAUACACUUGAUGAAGUUAAAGAAAAUAAGGUAUUAAAUAAACUUGACUGUGAUAAUGAAUCAAACAAUUUAAUCAGAGAGCAACAAAUAUCUUCUAGUGUUCCUACUGAGACAUUUGUCUCCUGUACAAAAAAUAUGGACCAAAGUGAAUUUCUCGAGUUACAUAUGCCCAGUCCAUCAGAAAAGACAGAGGAGAAAGUUGAGUCAGAAUAUGAUGUUAUAGAAAUAAGUAAAAAAGAAAUUCCAGACAAUUCUAUGGCAGUUUCAUCUGGUUCAUUUACUCAAAUAGUUUCCAAUGAUGAAAAGCCAGCUAAUGAAAGUUCCUUCUAUGAUAACAGCAGUUCCACCCUGGUAAUUCCAGAUCUGCCUGUCUCUGAAAAUGUUGCUAACUGGGAAUGCUGUGCAUUAGAUUCUUUAUCCCCUGAUCUCUUUACAGGAGAGGAACAUGAGAAUUCUGAUUUUCUAGUCUCUGAAAACGAACAAAAUCCGAGUUUAAAAGUUACUAAUGAAGCUAGUCCUUUUCAUACAAUGCAGAGAGAUUCUUUUAAUGAUAAUAACAAUUGGUCUAAAAGUACUUUGCCUGGACGAACAAUAGAUGAAUCUCAAAAUUCGUCUAAUGAAGAGCAAAAUUCGCAUCAUAGUGAUGGCAGCAGUAAUAGUAGUAAAGAUGAUGAUGAUGAUACAGAUACUGCUGAAGUAAAAGAAUAUGAUGCAAAAUCUUCUAGCAGCAAUGAAUCCCACACAACCUCAUCUAGUUCUUUUGUAAAAUGUUCAGGUGAAGAAAAUGAACAAAGUUUUCAUAGAGGUCACUCCCCAGUUUCUACAACAGCUUCAGAAAGGUCAGAUAAUACAAAGCAUGAAUCUGAACAAAAUACCUCUGGAGAUGAAAAUGAAACAGCAACUUCUUCAGACAUAGAAAUAUUAUCUCCUCCAAAUGGUGAAAAUGGUGAUAGAAAUGCCUCGCCAUUGAAACAUGUAUGGUUAACUCGUCCUCUUCGAUUUCGAAGAUCUGAAAGCCCAACUUCUGACAGUAGUAAAGACAGCAUGAUGCCAGUAGUGAAUGAAUUAGAUGAAGUGAGCUAUGAGGAUGAAAAUAAUUCUCUUACAACUCUAUAUGGUGGCAAAGAAGAUGAAUUGGAUUGUCAGAAACAAUAUGAUGAGGAGGAGGACAAUAUUAGGAGAUUACUUCAGAAACAAGAUGAACUUCAGACAGUAUUAGAUGCUAGAGAGAAGAAAAUUGUUGAAUUAAGCAAAGAAAACAUUGAGUUACAAGAAAAUGAACAAAGACUUAAGAAUCUAAUGCAAAAAAUGAGAGUUGAACAAGCAAAAGAGUCAAGAGACAUUACUGCCUUAACUAGAGAAUUUACCCAAAGAUUGUCUCAUGUAGAAAGUCAACUGAAAGAGACUAUCAAGGAAAGGAAUUUACUACAGCAGCAGCUUGAUGAAACAAAGCAAGAAAUUGAUAAACGAAUUUUAGCAUCAGAUUUUGAAGAAGUUAUAAAAGAAAAAGAUCAACAAAUAAAAGAAUUAACUGAAGAAGGUCAAAAGUUAGCUAAAAAGGAAUUAACUCAUACAACAAUAAUUAAAAAGUUACGAGCAAAGGAAGAUGAAAUGGAUCGAACUAUAAAGUCACAAGCAGAGAAACUUGAAGAUAGUUUGAAGGAAGUUGAAAGGCUUAGAAAGUCUAUUGGGGCUAAAGAAGAGCAGGAAAAGAAACAUAUUGAUGUAAUCCGUAAUUUAAAUAUUACUGUCAAGAAGCUUGAAAAGGAUGUCUCUAUGCUAAAGAGUGAUUUGGAAGAUAGCAAGGAGAAAGAAUACAGUUUGAAAAGGUCAUUAGACAGCACUUACAAGGAAUUCACUGAUUUACAGAAAUCGUAUUCUGCAAAAGAGAAAGAAGUGGAGGAAUUAAAAUCAAAUUUGGAGUUAAAAGCUAAAGAAGAUCUUCAACAAAAAUUAGAAAAUGCUAAUAAAGAAGCUGCUAGGGAGAAAGAGAUGCUACUUUCUGAAAUGCAACAGCUAAGAUAUACAAUAUCGCGAUCUCAAGAUGAAGCAAAUUUGAGAGAAAAAAUGUUUAAGGAUGAAAUUGCCAGUUUACAAAAAAGAUUACAAGAAGCAGAAGAAAGAAAUGAGGAAUUAACAAAAAAUAUGUCAUCAGCUACAAGACCUUUAAUUAGGCAAAUUGAAAAUCUGCAAGCAACUUACACAGCUCAGACCAUUUCAUGGGAGAAAAUAGAAAAAAGUCUGACAGACAGAUUAAGUGAUGCACAAAAUCAUAUCGCACAUAUAUCUGAAAAAGAGAGAGCUGCAACAGAGAAGUAUUUAGAAUACCAAUCAAAAUUAACUGCCCUUGAAUCUCAAAAUAGUUUACUGAGACAGGAAAAACUUCAGCUUACUUCAGAAAUUGAAACCCUGAGAACAAAGAUAAUUGUUUUAGAAGAAAAUAAAAGCAGAGAAACAUAUACUUUAGAUAAGGUGAAGCAAAACUUUAAUACUGAAAUUACCAAGCUGAAACAAGAAAGAUUAAAUUUGGAGAAUACAAUGGCUACCUGCUUAGAACAAUUAGAUAUUGAAAAGAAGAAAGUUAAACGGUUGGAGGAAGAGAUUAAAAUUAAAGAUGCAAGAGCAGCAAUUUUAUCUGGUUCAUCCCCUUGCCCAUCUCCUACAGGAUCUGCUAGGAGCUCAAUAAGUAGUCUUCACAACUGGUCACAGGACGAAGGCAAUGAACAUGGAUCAAUUACACCUGUUAACAGUUAUAGAAUGUCUGUUUAUGAAUCCUUAAGAUUAGGAAGUGGUUCUUCUCUUCUUGAAAAUUUACAAUCUCAGCUAAAACAAAGGGAAGGAGAAAUAUUUCAACUACAGUCUGAAAUAAACAAAUUAGAACAAGUCAAAGAAUCAAUGACUCGAGAAUUAGUGAAUUUGUCGGAACAAAAUGAAACCUUAAGCAAAAAAGUGAAAGACUUAGAAAUUUUAGAAAAAGAAUACAAAGAUCUUGAUCAAAAAUAUAAUACUCUCUUACAAAUGUAUGGAGAAAAAGUAGAAGAAACAGAAGAAUUGCAAUUAGAUUUGUCUGAAGUAAAAUCCAUGUAUAAAGCACAGAUUGAAGAAUUAUUGAUGAAGCAAUGAAGCACUUCUCUUUAUAUAUGUGUGGGGAUUGGUGUAUUUAUUGUGUGAAUGAGUGGCCGAAAGCUUUCCCUUUAAAAACAAACUUUUAAGUUUAAAAAUAUUUACGAUACCUAAAUUGUAUAUUAUGUAUAAAUAUGUAUAUAUUAUUGUGCCAUCUUUCAUUUUUUGAACAGAAUUAAAAAAUAAAAUAACAUUCUUUAUUUUUGCUUGAAAUAAACAGAACCAGUAUUUCAUUUUAAAUAAUCAAAAGUGAUACCAAAGCAAGUUAGUAUUAAUUUUCCGCUGGUUGGAAUUCAUAAAAUCGUCCAUAGUGAUCUGUUGAGUUUUUAUUUUCUUAUAAUGUACUUGCAAUAUUUUAUAUUUGUUUUGUUGUCUGUGUUUUAUUUUAAUAUAUAAGAAUUUUUAAAGUAAAAUUUUAAUAUUAUUUAUCUGACACAGCAACAUAAAAUAUUCUUGUAAGUGAUUUUGUGCAUAUAAGAAAAUUGUCAUCCUCCAUAUAAGUAGCUUUAAUUUCAAAAAUUACUUUAGAAUAGCAGAAUUUUAAGCCAUCACUGGAGAACUGCCAGCUUAAAAUGUAAAUAAUUUGUUGCUGUUUAUAAAACUUUAGAUUUUUAUUGGUGAAAGAGUUAAUAAAUAUUCAAAACUGAAACUGUGAUACAUCCUACAGGGCAAUUAAAUAAAUGCAGCAAAAUGAAAUGUUAUACAUUUACAUAAAAUUGUAACUGAUUUAUGAAUAAAUGCCUUGCUUA
Argiope bruennichi is the source of this 4967-nucleotide messenger RNA. Its product is annotated as TATA element modulatory factor-like. The transcript is spliced from 24 exons. NCBI's taxonomy places the organism in Eukaryota, Metazoa, Arthropoda, Arachnida, Araneae, Araneidae. The record is from RefSeq and is a predicted model, not a curated record. The coding region runs from base 385 to 4218 and encodes 1277 amino acids. Gene Ontology annotation, cellular component: endoplasmic reticulum; Golgi apparatus.